AUGGCGGACACGGCGGACACGGUCAAACCGCUCUAUGAGCCUCUGGACUAUGAACGGCGGCAGAUACGAGUCCUCAUUCUUCUUCCCGGGCAAUUCUCCGAUCCUAUUGCGGGCCGUAUGAAGAUUGUUUCGUUGGAUGACAAGCCCGAAUACGACGCAAUGUCAUACGUCUGGGGGGAUAAGACUAAGCAGCGAACGAUUCACGUCAACGGUCACGACGUGCGUGUUACAUUAGGCUUGUUUCUAGGAUUACGUCAAUUCAGAGAUGAGUCUAAGGAGUAUCCGCUCUGGGUAGACGCUAUUUGCAUAGAUCAGUUGAACCAAGAUGAGAAGUGCAAGCAAGUCAGCUUAAUGGGGGAUGUUUACCGCCAGUCCAGGGAAACCCAGGUGUGGUUAGGGGAAGAAACGGGAUCGCUGCCUGGCUUAACAGACCCUCAACUAAUUGACAAGUUGCGGAUAGCCCUCUUUGCCCGGGAAAACGGGCUGAGUCUACCUGCUUUUGAGGGUAAUGAGACCUUGACGAAGCUUUUACUGGACAGACUCUUGAGCACAGAGAAAGCACGUCGGGCGCUUCGGGAUCAGAUUGCAGCUGCACGGCCCUUUGGCUUCAACGGCAGCUUCUCACAUUUCAAUGCCUUUUAUUUACUCGAGCAUCUCGCUCUGAACAAACACCUUCACGAGAUCAUUGGGACGACAGACGGCGACCCGGAGAGAUUAUUGAAUGCGGAAGUCAAGUGGACAAUCAUGGUGUACUCUCUAUGGAUAUUUGUUUGGAACCCGUGGUGGCACCGGGCUUGGGUCGUUCAGGAAAUCAUAUUGUCCCCCAAGGCUACUGUUACCUAUGGACGGUUUAGCAUGCCAUGGCCUCAGUUCUUUCGCGCGGUGCAGAAUUCUUCAGCGCAUUCCAAAACGUGCUGCAACAUGGACUACAACAAUCUAGGGGUGGCAGACCGCUUGGUGUUGCGAGCCUUCUACCUGAAUGUGGAUGGCAUCUCCGCCAUAAAAUAUUGGGAUUCGUAUGAACCAGGUAAGCUUUCGGUGAGAGACCUUCUCCAGCGCACGCGCAGUAGGGAGGCGACUUAUGCCGUAGACAAAGUCUACUCUCUGCUCGGACUACAACGCAGCAAGGGCAACAUUCUGAAGUUAGUACCGGACUACCGGAUCUCCCAUUCGGAGCUUUAUCGGAAUGUCGCUGUAUGGGAUAUAGAAUCAUCUGGAGGCCUCCACAUCUUGGAACACUGCGAGUGGCAGCUGAAUCUUCAGUUUUCCUCCUGGGUGCCGGACUGGACCCGUCAUCUGGGGCUAAACCAGAACACCCCGGCCAUUAAUAAUCGAUUUGAGUCCAUGGGCCUAUACAACGCGGAUAACCUUCGCAGAGGCAAGGUGGCGGUGUUGUCCGGCUGCAUUCUGGCGGUCGAGGGUAUCUUUGUCGAUGAAGCCACCGAGGUUUCGGACAUCAUGACCGGUAUAUGGUUAAUGGAUAUUCUAUUUAUGAAAAAGCUGGCGGAACUUCCUGUCAAGGAGAACUAUCCUGCUGAUUGCAGCCGUCAAGAAGCGCUCACACGGACUAUGAUAGCGGACUGCUUCCAGAAGUUUCCUUAUGGUGACGGACAGGCAACCGAACCUCGACUUCGACGUGCUUCUGUGAAGGACAUAGAGGAUUAUCAUGCUAUAUGGGGGCCUUACUUGACCGCCGAGGUGGAGAGUGUCAGGGUUAUGCUUGAUAUCGACCACCGAGCGGACAAGUUCAGGCCUUUGACAGAUUCCUUGCAGUUUGCCUCCGUAGAUCGAAGAUUCUUUGUAACCAAAACGGGCUACAUGGGCUUCGGACCGAGGACAAUGCGAAAACACGACCAUUUGUACGUGUUGCUAGGAGGCCGCACGCCGUUUAUCCUACGUCCCGACCCAUUGAUAUUACCAGGAUUAGCAGUAGCUAUGCUCGAUCUACGUGCACCAGCAGGCCUAGACCAUAGCCUCAUAGGCCCCUGUUUCGUCCACGGGAUAAUGGAUGGGGAAGUGGUCAGGGAUAGAGAAACAGAAUUGCGCGAUGUCUGGCUUGUAUAA
This is a messenger RNA of Coniosporium apollinis CBS 100218, 2064 nucleotides long. RefSeq lists its product as uncharacterized. Bases 1 to 2064 code for a protein of 687 amino acids. The transcript has a single exon. The record is from RefSeq and is a predicted model, not a curated record. NCBI's taxonomy places the organism in Eukaryota, Fungi, Ascomycota, Dothideomycetes.